Rangifer tarandus platyrhynchus (Svalbard reindeer) is the source of this 450-nucleotide messenger RNA. The record is from the annotation of a GenBank genome assembly. NCBI's taxonomy places the organism in Eukaryota, Metazoa, Chordata, Mammalia, Artiodactyla, Cervidae.
AUGUCCACUAGCUCCAGUGGCCCCAGGAGGGUUCCCCGGCCUCGAGCUGCUCCUAAGUCACCGAGUUCUGCGGCUGCAGCAAACCGAGGCCUGCGGCUCCGGACGCCAGUGGAGUCAGACAGCUUCCCCAGCACAGGUUCUCACGAGGACGUUCUCCGUGAACUGAGGCUCAGCUCGCCUGGGCACCAGCGAGCUCCUGAGGGCCUAGGGGAGUCUCGGGACGCCGGGCGGCUUCCUUCUGUCCAGGCUCUCAGAAAGCCGGUGAACGCAGGCCCGCUGGCUCAAGUAUGGUGGAUACUCCUGUGGGAGGACACAGGCGGCUUCCCAAUGAAGUCGCCGGAGGCUUCUGAGCGUCCGGCUCUCCCAGCCGGCCGCGGCCCGGAUCCACCGCCGCACUGCGGGAUUCCCGCGGCUCCUGUGCAGCACUGCGGACUCAGAGGCCAGGCGUAA